CACAGCUUCCUGCUCCUCUUCCGGUGCCUCAGGAGUGUGCUUCCGGUGUCAGCAGGUCCAUGUGGUAAACAACCUGAAGCAGAAACAUGGAGCCUUCUGAUAAGUGGACGAAUUUGCCUCAGGGACCGAGUUUGAAGAACCUGACGGAUGGAGGCUUCGGGAAACUGAAGGAUAAACAGCACCCCGCCGUCCAGGACCUCACCAAGGCCCACAUCGAGUCCUUUAACCAGGCUGUCACCGAGGGACUCGCUCGGGUCGUCCUGGCCAUCCCACCCCUGGAGUUCAUGUUCAGACAGGACAAAGUGACCCUCGCCUUUGUGGAAGCCUCCAUCCACAACCCAGUGGUCACCAAGGGCAGCGUCUGCACCGAGAUGAAGGUUUACCCUGCAGAGUGCCGAGGCAGGAGGUGCUCCUACAAAGGAAAGCUGGUGGCGGACAUCAGCUGGGCGGUCAAUGGCAUCCCGAAAGGCAUCAUCAAACAGUCCCUGGGUCAGGUGCCGAUCAUGGUGAAGUCCAAGCUCUGCAACCUCCACGGCUUGUCGCCUAAGGAGCUCGUAAAGCAUCAUGAAGAGGCAGAGGAAAUGGGAGGUUACUUCAUCAUGAAUGGCAUCGAGAAGGUCGUCCGCAUGCUGAUACAGCAGAGGAGGAACUAUCCGAUCGCCAUGUCCAGGCCCAAGUGGAAGAGCCGUGGUCAGGGAUACACUCAGUACGGUGUAUCCAUGCACUGCGUGAGGGAGGAGCACUCGGCCAUCAACAUGAACCUCCACUACCUGGAGAACGGCACCGUGAUGCUGAACUUCAUCUACCAGAAGGAGCUGUUCUUCCUGCCGCUCGGCUUCGCUCUGAAGGCUCUGGUGAACUUCACAGAUUUCCAGAUCUACCAGGAGCUGAUCAAAGGCAGCGAGGACAACUCUUUCUAUAAGACCUGCGUGUCAGAAAUGCUGCGCAUGGUGUCGGAGGAGGGCUGCACCACCCGCAGCAAGGUGCUGGACUACCUGGGCGAGCGCUUCCGGGUCAAGCUGAGCUUACCGGAGUGGUACACCAACGAGCAAUGCGCCAAUUUCCUGCUAAACGAAUGCCUCUGCAUCCACCUGAAGUCGGACCUGGAGAAGUUCUACCUGCUGUGCUUCUCGACCCGGAAGCUCUUCAGUUUCGCCAAGCAGGAGUGCAUGGAGGAGAACCCGGACAGCCUGAUGUGCCAGGAGGUUCUGACUCCGGGUCAGCUCUACCUCAUGUUCCUGAAGGAGAGACUAACGGCGUGGCUAACGUCGGUGAAGCUGUCCUUCGAUAAGCGAGGGUCCAAACUGACCGGCGAACUGAGCACUGAGAAUGUGAUGAAGUUUUUAACUAUGGGGUCGGAUUUAACCAAACCGUUUGAAUAUCUGCUGGCCACCGGGAACCUGCACUCCAAAACAGGUCUCGGCAUGCAGCAGAACACGGGCCUGUGCGUCGUGGCCGACAAGCUGAACUUCAUCCGCUACCUGUCGCACUUCCGCUGCGUCCACAGAGGAGCCGCCUUCGCCAAGAUGAGGACGACGACGGUCAGGAAGCUGCUGCCGGAGUCCUGGGGCUUCCUGUGUCCGGUCCACACGCCGGACGGCGAGCCCUGCGGCCUCAUGAACCACAUGACGGCGAGCUGCGAGGUCAUCACCGCCACCGCCUACACCACCGCGCUGCCGGCUCUGCUCUGCUCGCUGGGUGUCACCCCGGUGGACGGUUCUCCGGGUCAGGCCUUCUCUGACUGCUACCCCGUGGUUCUGGAUGGCUCCGUUGUCGGUUGGGUUGAAGCUGAUUUGGCUCCAUCCGUCACCGACUCGCUGCGCCGCUUUAAGGUUCUGGGACAGAAGAAAAUCCCUCCCUGGACUGAGAUCGUCCUGGUUCCUAAAACCGGGAAGCCCAGUUUGUAUCCGGGCCUGUUCCUCUUCACUACGCUGUGCCGCAUGAUGCGACCCGUCCAGAAUUUGGCUCUUGGGAAGCAAGAGCUGAUUGGCACGUUUGAACAGCUGUACCUCAACGUGGGGAUCCUGGAGGCGGAGAUUGAGCCGGGUGUUAGCACGCACCAGGAGCUUUUCCCCCACAGCAUGCUCAGCGUGGUGGCCAACUUCAUCCCCUACUCCGACCACAACCAGAGCCCCAGGAACAUGUACCAGUGCCAGAUGGGGAAGCAGACGAUGGGAUUCCCGCUGCACUCGUUCACGGAUCGCUCUGACAACAAGCUGUACCGGCUCCAGACGCCGCAGAGCGCUCUGGUCCGGCCCUACAUGUACGACCACUACAACCUGGACAACUACCCGAGCGGCACCAACGCCGUCGUCGCCGUCAUCUCCUACACCGGCUACGACAUGGAGGACGCCAUGAUCGUGAACAAGUCGUCGUGGGAGAGAGGCUUCGCUCAUGGGAGCAUCUACAAGACGGAGUUAGUGGACCUGGCGGACAAGGUGAAGGGAGAGGACGGCGUCGUGUUCGGGGCCAAGCCGGGCGACCCGAAAGUGAACGGGAAGCUGGACGCGGACGGGCUGCCUCACAUCGGGUCGGUGAUUCAGUACGGAGACCCGUUCUACAGCUACAUCAACCUGAACACGGGACAAAGCCACGUCAACUUCUACAGGAGCCAUGAGGCUUGUGUGGUCGACAACAUAAAGGUCUGCAGCAACGACACGGGAUCUGGUCGCUUCAAACGUGUCUGCAUCACCGUCCGAGUGCCGCGUAACCCGAUGAUUGGUGACAAAUUUGCCAGCCGCCACGGUCAGAAGGGCAUCCUGAGCCGCCUGUGGCCGGCAGAGGACAUGCCGUUCACUGAGAGCGGCAUGAGCCCGGACAUCCUCUUCAACCCGCACGGCUUCCCGUCUCGCAUGACCAUCGGGAUGCUGAUUGAGAGCAUGGCCGGGAAGUCGGCCGCCAUGCACGGCCUGAGCCACGACGCCACGCCGUUCACCUUCUCCGAGCAGAACUCUGCGCUGGAGUACUUCGGGGAGAUGCUGCGCGCCGGUGGCUACAACUACUACGGCACGGAGCGGCUCUACAGCGGGCUGAGCGGCCAGGAGCUGGAGGCCGACAUCUUCAUCGGCGUCGUGUACUACCAGCGACUCCGCCACAUGGUGUCCGAUAAGUUCCAGGUGCGCACGACGGGAGCACGGGAUAAGGUGACCAACCAGCCGCUGGGAGGAAGGAACAUCCAGGGCGGGAUUCGGUUCGGGGAGAUGGAGCGGGACGCGCUGCUGGCCCACGGCUCGUCCUUCCUGCUGCAGGACCGGCUGUUCAACUGCUCGGACCGCUCCGUGGCGCAGGUGUGCAUGGACUGCGGCAGCCUGUUGUCGCCGCUGCUGGAGAAGCCGCCGCCGUUCUGGUCGGCCAUGCGCCACCGGAAGACGGUGUGCAGUUUGUGUGGGAAGAGCGACUCUGUGGACUCCGUGUCUGUUCCCUACGUUUUCCGUUACUUCGUGGCUGAGCUGGCAGCGAUGAACAUCAAGGUGAAACUGGACGUGAAGUGAAAGGAACAAUCAAAACCUCUGUUUUCCUCUGCAGCUGUUUAUCAGGCAGCGCUAAAGUUUGAACGUUUUGACCCUUAAAUAAAAGAUUUUUAACUGUU
Gambusia affinis (western mosquitofish) is the source of this 3589-nucleotide messenger RNA. It is a transcript of the gene polr1b, whose product is annotated as RNA polymerase I subunit B. Gene Ontology annotation, biological process: DNA-templated transcription. The record is from RefSeq and is a predicted model, not a curated record. NCBI's taxonomy places the organism in Eukaryota, Metazoa, Chordata, Actinopteri, Cyprinodontiformes, Poeciliidae. Gene Ontology annotation, molecular function: ribonucleoside binding; DNA-directed RNA polymerase activity; DNA binding. The transcript is spliced from 15 exons. Bases 87 to 3491 code for a protein of 1134 amino acids. Gene Ontology annotation, cellular component: RNA polymerase I complex; nucleus.